Molecule: messenger RNA, 1530 nt
Organism: Orbicella faveolata
Lineage: Eukaryota; Metazoa; Cnidaria; Anthozoa; Scleractinia; Merulinidae
Product: protein kinase C-like
Biological process (GO): protein phosphorylation
Molecular function (GO): protein kinase activity; ATP binding
Source: RefSeq, a predicted model, not a curated record
AUGGCGUUGGUGACUUUUUGGUUAGGCUUUAUUGCCGUGCAGACAAUUGCGAAAACUGUUUCAAAGUGUAUUUUUGGAGAGAAAAGAGAAGAAAGUGGCGAAGUACCACAAGAGAUUGUGUUGAAUGGAAAAGACCAGGAGAAUGACAGAAAUAACAACUCGCUUGAUAAUUGUGAAAGUGGCGCAGCACCACAAGAAAAUUUCUUUAAUAACAAAGACCAGGAGAAUGACAGAGAUCACAGCUCCCUUAAAAAGCUUGAAAGUAGCGCAGUUCCACAAGAAAAUGUCUUAAAUAGAGAAGACCAGGAGAAGGACAGAAAUACCAGCUCCCUUGAUAAGCUUGAAAGUGGUGAAGUACCUCAAGAGAAUGUCUUAAAUAACAAAGACCAGGAGAAUGACGGAAGUAACAGCUCUCUUGAUAAGUUUGAAAGUGGCGCAGUACCACAGGAAAACGCCUUAAGUGAAAAAGACCAGGAGAAUGACAGCUCGCUUGAUAAGCUUGAAAGUAUUGAAGUACCGCAAGAGAAUGUCGUAAAUGAAGAAGACCAGGAGAAUGACAGCUCGCUUGAUAAGCUUGAAAGUAUUGAAGUACCGCAAGAGAAUGUCGUAAAUGAAGAAGACCAGGAGAAUGACCGAGAUAACAGCCCGCUUGAUAAGCUGGAAAUUACUUCUGAAGCCAAGAUUCCAGAGAGGAAAUAUUCCCUUGCCGAUUUCACGUUUCUCAAAGUACUGGGAAAAGGUGGUUUUGGGAAGGUCAUGUUGGCAGAAAAGAAGGGCAGUGACCAGCUUUUCGCCGUUAAGGCUAUUGAGAAGAAAAAGACGGUUAAGAAUGGUGAUGUGAAAAACGUCUUCACCGAGAAGAGAGUGGCAGCUUUAGCAUCCGGUUAUCGUUUCCUCACAGCGCUACAUUCCACCUUCCAAACUGCGGAUCGUUUGUUUCUUGUGAUGGAAUACGUUAGCGGUGGCGAACUGAUCUCGCUGAUUUGUAAAGAAGGAGGAUUUGGUGAAAAAAGAUCUUGUUUCUACGCUGCCGAGCUUGUUCUGGUCCUUCGAUACCUUCACGGACAAGGUAUUAUCUACAGAGAUUUAAAGGGCGAAAACGUCCUUUUAGACAAGGAUGGUCAUAUUAAGUUGGCUGAUUUUGGACUUUGUAAAGAAGGACGAUAUCAAAGUAAUUUAAUUCAAGCAGAUGCUUAUCUUUAUUUCACUGAUUUGCAGUUUCUGACAAAGGACUGUAAUGAAAGGCUCGGCUGCACAGCCAGCGGGGAGCAAAGCGUUCUGGAUAAUGCAUUCUUCAGAGAGAUGGACUGGGUCAAGUUAGAGGCGAGACAGAUAGAACCUCCUUUCAAGCCCACAAUAGUAAGAAAAAUGCUACAGUCAAGAGCAGAUGUUCAAAAUUUUGACAGCUUCUAUACAAGCGAGGACCCAGUCCUUUCUCUGCUGUACGAAGAGAACACGUUAAACUUGGAAGAACAUUUCAAGAACUUCACCUUCGUAAAUCCAGAAUUUAUAAGCGACACACUCGCUUAA